Messenger RNA from Microdochium trichocladiopsis, 1518 nucleotides. Its product is annotated as amino acid/polyamine transporter I. Lineage: Eukaryota; Fungi; Ascomycota; Sordariomycetes; Xylariales; Microdochiaceae. Gene Ontology annotation, cellular component: membrane. Bases 1 to 1518 code for a protein of 505 amino acids. The transcript has 5 exons. Gene Ontology annotation, molecular function: transmembrane transporter activity. Gene Ontology annotation, biological process: transmembrane transport. The record is from RefSeq and is a predicted model, not a curated record.
AUGACAGGCCUAAUCGAGUUGAGGAGCCCUCAGCAUUAUGCAACGUCGCCAUCUCAAUGUGAUGGCGAUGCGGCCAUCAGCAGGCAAACACGAACCAAGAAGCUCUUCUCAUUCCCACAGAUUUUCAGCUUUUCGUUCAUGUACUUCGUGACCUGGAUCAUCGUGGGAGUUUACCUCUAUUUUGGUCUUCUCAAUGGUGGAGUUCUGGGACUCAUCGUCAACUAUCUGAUAGUAUUUGUGGGUGUUCUCGCGCAAGCAGCGUGCUUCGCCGAGCUUGCGUCCAUAUUACCCAUCGCUGGUGCCCAAUACUUUUGGAUAUAUAAGUUUUCAAGUGAGAAGUACCGCAGAUUCCUCACUUGGACUCAAGGAUACGCGACCUGGCUCGGCUACGUCUUUACUCUAGCCACAGUGCUGAACUCCAACACUCUGAUUAUUCAAGGGGUGAUUCAGAUCAACUACCCAAACUUUAAAAUCGAGGGAUGGACAACCCUGGUCAUCGUUUUGGCAACCUUGGCAUGCUAUACCAUCAUGAACGUGUGGUUCUUUGACUUUGUUCCUUGGUUAGAGCUCAUCGCUGGCAUCGUCAACGUCGUCUCAUUCAUCGUUACCGUCACCGCACUCCUGACGUUAUCACCAAGGAACGACCCACAGUUCUUCCUUACCACGAGUAGCAAUUCUGGCUACGUGAGCAGUUUUCUCAGUUGGGAGGUCGGCAUGCUCGCAUGCAUGUGGCUCUUCAUGGGUUUCGAAGGCGUUAUUCACAUGGCUGAAGAGACGAAAGACCCAGAGCGCACCAUACCAAAGGCAAUGGUCGCUUCCAUUGGAUUCAACGGACUCCUUGGGUUGGGCAUGCUUUUCAUUUUGAUUCUCUGUAUGCCACCCAUCGAAGACAUGCUCGCGGCCCCGAGCCCGUUCAUUUACCUCAUUGUCACUGCCACAAGAAACCUUCCAUUAUCGACGGCCAUAGGCUCCAGUAUUGCUCUAGUUCUUAUCUGCGCUGGAAUGACCAUGUUCUCUUCAGCGAGCCGGCUGACCUGGGCAUGGGCAAGAGACCGUGGAUUGCCUUCCUAUUUCGGUCAUGUCGACUCGACGACCAAGAUCCCUCGCCGAGCGGUUCUACUCACAAGCUUCAUCGUAGGCGUCAUGAGCUUGUUGAAUCUCCACCCCGAGGCCUAUAUCGCACUGGGCGCUAUCACAUCCCUUUCCACGUUAUCCAUCUACUUCAGCUACGCUUUGGUUCUGGCCGUCGUGCUGCAUCGCCGCCUGAAGGGAGAUUUCACGCUUGGAGAGUGGAACUUGGGUCGUUGGGGGCUGCUACUAAACAUCUUUGCGCUAUCCUACACUAUCUACACGAUGAUAUGGCUUCCUUUCCCUACAACCCUCCCGGUAACUGCCCAAACGAUGAACUACAGUGGUCCUGUUUUUGUCGGAGCCGGCAUGAUUGUCACCGGGCUGUGGUUUGGCUGGGCCAAGAAAACUGGAGUGCUCCAGAUCAGAAACUCAUCGUUUCCAUCUUAG